AUGGCAACGAAUCUCAAAGCCAACCCCAGCUUCGAAGCCGAAAAAGCAGACAUUGUUGACGUCUUGAUCGUCGGUGGUGGCAUCUCGGGCAUCAACGCAGCUUGCCGCCUCACAGACUCGCUCCCCAAUACCUCCUACACCAUUCUAGAAGGCCGUCAAAGUUUUGGUGGAACGUGGGAUUUUUUCAAGUACCCAGGCAUCCGCUCGGACUCGGACUUGCACACCUUUGGCUAUGCUUUCAAGGCCUGGCGUGGUCCCGCUAUCGCUUGCGCGCCAGAGAUUCUCAAGUAUCUCAAUGAGGUCGCCCAGCAAUACGACCUUCCUUCGCGUACUCACUUCAACACCAAGGUGCAACAAGCGAGCUGGAGCAGUCAGGACAAGCUGUGGACUAUCAAAGCAGUGGUUUCACUCACCGGCGAAUCAAGGGUUUACCGCGCCAGGUUCUACCUCAACUGCUGCGGCUACUACGAUUAUGAUCAGCCACUGGACGCAGAGAUUCCGGGCAUCGACGGUUUCACAGGCACCGUUGUGCAUCCCCAGUUUUGGAAACUGACCGAGCAAGAUUUCAAGGACAAGCGGGUUGCUGUGAUAGGCUCUGGCGCAACCGCGAUCACGCUGCUACCGGCGCUGGCGGGCAAGACUAAGCAUGUCACUUUGGUCCAACGAUCCCCUUCUUACGUGGUCGCUAUCAGCCCCAACGACCCGAUCGCCAAUCUGGUGCAGAAGACCCUACCAGAGAGGCUGGCAUCCUUUGUUAUUAGGCAGAAGAAUGUGGCGCGCAUCUACGCCUUUUACCACUUUGCCCGGACGUUCCCCCGCCUGACCAGGGGCUUGAUCACAGUUGGUGCGGCAAGACUGCUUCCAAAAGACACCCCAGUCGAACCCCACUUCACGCCCAAGUACGCUCCUUGGGAUCAGAGGGUCUGUCUGUCUCCCGACGGUGACUUUUUCAAAGCCUUUCGAGACGGUCAUGCCUCCGUUGCCACGGGCAUCAUCAAGACAAUCGAGGAGAAUCAAAUCAUGCUCGACACAGGAGACAAGAUACACGCCGAUAUCAUUGUCACUGCGACGGGGCUCAAACUGCAAUCGGGCGGAGGAGUCAGAGUGAUUGUUGACGGGGAAGAAGUGCACAUCAACCAGAAAUUUGUUUGGAGGGGAUGCAUGAUUGAAGACGUGCCCAAUUACGCGUUCGUUAUGGGAUACACCAAUGCUUCCUGGACACUGGGUGCAGACUGUACGGCGCACGCUGUUGUGCGUCUGCUUUCUCAUCUUGCUGAAACAAAUCAGAAGGUUGUGAGACCAGAAAUGUCGGAUCUCAAUCAGGUGGUCGAAGAAAGUAUUAUGGAUAUGUCGAGCACGUACGUUGCAAAGGGUAGGAGUUCGUUGCCCAAAGUCGCAACCACAGGGCCCUGGAAGAGACGCACCAACUACUGGAUAGAUAUGUGGACGGCAAAGCACGCCACGUUUGACCAGCUUAAUUUUGCUUGA
Sporisorium graminicola is the source of this 1488-nucleotide messenger RNA. RefSeq lists its product as uncharacterized. Bases 1 to 1488 code for a protein of 495 amino acids. Gene Ontology annotation, molecular function: NADP binding; N,N-dimethylaniline monooxygenase activity; flavin adenine dinucleotide binding. NCBI's taxonomy places the organism in Eukaryota, Fungi, Basidiomycota, Ustilaginomycetes, Ustilaginales, Ustilaginaceae. The transcript has a single exon. The record is from RefSeq and is a predicted model, not a curated record.